Molecule: messenger RNA, 765 nt
Organism: Symbiodinium sp. CCMP2592
Lineage: Eukaryota; Dinophyceae; Suessiales; Symbiodiniaceae
Source: the annotation of a GenBank genome assembly
AUGGAAGUGCGACCGACCAAGGAGGAGGUCUACCAUUGCCGGUGGAAGAGAGUCCGCCGUUGUUCGGACGAGCAGCAGCGAGGAGAAUGGAGGAGUGGGCAGCGCAAGCUCCGCUGCUUCAUGGAUCCAGUUCUCGACCAGCUCUUCAAGAUGACGUUUCAUCGAACUCUAUACCACGUGAGGUGGUGGAAGAGGAGGUUCGGCGCCAAGUUCAGCUGGCUCUCCAGGGUUUCGUACCUGAAGGCACUCGGGCUCAUCCGGCAGAGCAUGGAGUAUCAGGCGGUGAUCGGGCCUUUGCAACCAGUCGCGCAGUACCAGAAGGCAAUCGGGCUUAUCCUGCAGAUCAUGGAGUAUCAGGCGGCACUCGGGCUUAUCCUGCAGAUCAUGGAGUAUCAGGCGGUGAUCGGGCCUUUGCAAUCAAUCAACCAGUACCUGAAGGCACUCGGGCUUAUCCUUAUCCUGCAGAUGAUGGAGUAUCAGGCGGUGAUCGGGCCUUUGCAAUCAAUCAACCAGUACCUGAAGGCACUCGGGCUUAUCCUUAUCCUGCAGAUCAUGGAGUAUCAGGCGGUGAUCGGGCCUUUGCUAGUAGUCAACCAGUACCUGAGGGCAGUCGGGCUCACGCUGCAGAUCAUGGAGUAUCAGGCGGUGAUCGGGUCCCAUCUCAGUUGCAGGAUGAUGCUAGUCGUGGUGAAGAGUGGAGUCGUCGGCCUAGGUUUGUCCCGUUUGAUGAGGAGGUUCCGAAGAACAUCUUCACAGGUCGUCUGA